Rubroshorea leprosula is the source of this 3703-nucleotide messenger RNA. NCBI's taxonomy places the organism in Eukaryota, Viridiplantae, Streptophyta, Magnoliopsida, Malvales, Dipterocarpaceae. The record is from the annotation of a GenBank genome assembly.
GUCGGUAGACGAUAGGAUUUGUAGUAUGUUGUGGGGCUCAGAUAAAUUUGAGUGGGCAGCACAAUCCGCGUCUGGAGCUUCCGGGGGAAUUGUAACUAUUUGGAACCCGUGCAUCUUCAAGAAGACUAAUAGCUUUCAAGGGGCAGGUUUUUUGGGCGUUGAGGGGACUUGGGGAGAAGAAAAUAUUCCCUGUUUUCUGGUAAAUGUCUAUUCUCCUUGCGAUUUGGCUAAUAAGAGAUCCCUAUGGGAGAAUUUGUCCAGUAUAAUAUCCUCUCAUAAAGGUAACUGGUGCAUAGCUGGGGAUUUCAAUGCCAUCCGAAGCCUUCAGGAAAGGAAAGGUGGUAUCAGUGUCAGGAGGGAGAUCAGGGAGUUCAGUGAAUUCAUCAAGAUGAAUGGGUUGAUAGAUCUUCCUAUGAUAGGGAGAAAAUUCACCUGGUACCAACCGAAUGGACACUGUAUGAGCCGAUUGGACAGGUUUUUAUUCUCUGAGGAAUGGAUGCUUAAGUGGACAGACUUGAAGCAAUGGGGGUUACCUAGGGCUCUGUCAGAUCACUGUCCAAUUCUGGUGAGGGAUGAAACACGCAACUGGGGCCCCAAACCUUUCAAAUUUUAUAAUGUGUGGCUUCAAGAUCCUGCGUUUAGGAAAAUGGUUGAAGAUCAGUGGAAUAACUCAGAUAUUCGAGGAUGGGGAGGCUUUGUGUUGAAAGAGAAGCUAAAAAGAUUGAAGGCUGGCGCGAAGGAAUGGGCACAAUCUCAAGUGCAAAUGGUGGAUAACCAAAUUGAGAAGGCAAAAGCCAUUUUAGCUGAACUUGAUAUUAAAGGGGAAGCACAACAGCUUAAUGAACAGGAAUGCCUCCUCAAGAGAGACCUAAUGGUGUUGCACGAAGUUAACGAGCUAAAAGAAGGAGUAGCCAACUAUUUCACGAAUCUUUUCGCAGAUGAUGGCUGGAAGAGGCCAGUUUUAGAUGGAGUGGGAUUCAAUCAAAUUUCAGAAGCCGAGAAGGAUCUCUUAACAGAACCAUUCCUUGAAUCAGAGGUCAAAGCGGCAGUAUGGAAUUGUGAUAGUGCAAAGGCUCCAGGCCCGGAUGGCUUCAGCUUUGGGUUCCUAAAAGCAGAAUGGGAAGUGAUCAAGGAGGACAUUCUAAAGUUUCUAAAUGAUUUCCAUAAUAACAGCAGGAUGGUAAGGGGCUCCAAUCCGUCAUUUCUGGUGCUGAUACCAAAAAAGGAGAACCCACAAGGAAUCGAGGAAUACAGACCUAUCUCCCUGAUAGGCUGUAUGUACAAAAUUCUUGCUAAAAUCUUAGCCAACAGAUUAAGUAAGGUCAUGGACGGAAUCAUAAGUGACCAACAAUCAGCAUUCAUUGGAGGGAGACAACUAGUUGACGGAGUAGUCAUUGCUAAUGAAACAAUUGACGAGAUUAGAAGGAAAAGAAUGAGAUGCUUCCUGUUUAAGGCUGAUUUUGAGAAAGCAUACGACAAUAUCAGCUGGGAGUUUCUGGAUUACAUGCUGGAAAGAAUGAACUUCGGGCCAAUUUGGAGGGGAUGGAUCCAAGAAUGCCUUCGAUCAAACUCGAUCUCAGUUUUGCUCAACGGUAGUCCAACAAAGGAGUUCGCUAUGCAAAGAGGACUAAGGCAAGGUGAUCCCUUAGCCCCAUUCCUGUUUCUUAUCGUUGCGGAAGGGCUCAAUGGCAUCAUCUCGUCGGCUGUCGCGAAAGGACUAUUCGAAGGGGUCCCAAUUGGAGGAGGGGGUAUGAACAUAUCCCAUUUACAGUUUGCGGACGACACCUUACUGCUAGGAAUAGCAACAGAAGAUAAUGUCUGGACCUCAAAAUGCAUAAUGAGAGCCUUCGAACUUGUCUCCGGUUUGAAAAUAAACUACGGUAAAAGCUCCUUUAUUGGAAUCAAUGUUGAUAAAGUAUGGGAAGAGGAAAUGACUUGGCUAUUGAAUUGCAAAUCAGGGUCAUUACCGUGUAAGUACCUGGGCAUCCCUUUGGGAGCAGACCCGAGAAGGAUUGUUACAUGGAAGCCACUUAUCCACUCUUUUAAAAGAAAACUCUCAUCAUGGAAGGGGCGAUACCUAUCUUUCGGAGGAAGAAUCACGCUCAUAAACUCGGUGCUGUCCAGUUUACCUGUGUUCCUAAUGUCCUUUUUCCUCCUUCCAAAGAGUGUCAUAAGAGAGUUAGACAAAAUUAGGAGACGAUUCCUAUGGGGGGGAGUUGGGGAGAGAAAAAAAGUAGCAUGGGUAGCAUGGGAGAAUACUUGCCUAAACAAGCUUGAAGGGGGUUUGGGCAUUAAAAAUCUGUCAUGCUUUAAUAAGUCAUUAUUAGGAAAAUGGUGGGGAAGACUGCUUAUGGAGAAAGGGGGGCUGUGGAAGAGAGUCCUAGCUGAAAAAUAUGGGAUCAAAGAAGGGUAUUGGCUCACUUGCUUAAAGGAGGGCAGACCACAAGGCUCCAAAUGGUGGAGGGACGUUUGCAAAAUAGACCAAGGGGAGGGCAUAAUGAAUAACUGGGUGAGUUUGGGUUUUGAAGCAAAAUUGGGGGACGGUGGAACCUUGAAAUUCUGGUCGGAUGUAUGGGUAGGAGGGAGUGCACUCUCUAUCAAAUUCCCUCAUUUGUUUUUGUUAACCACAGACCAAAAUGCAACUAUUAAAGAUAUGGGAACCUGGAGGAAUAGCAGCUGGCACUGGAAAUUACCAUGGAAGCGCCAACUUCGCUCAUGGGAGGAGGAUCUAGAAAAAGAGCUUCUUGAGAUAAUUAAUACAACUCACCCUUCACAGAACAAAGAAGACCAGUGGAGUUGGCAUUUAGAAAUCUCAGGAAAUUACACAACUAAGUCUGCUUAUUCUCAACUAUCAAAGGGCGUUCCAAGGCAUGAAGGGGACUUCAAAAGGGUAUGGAAAGCACCUAUCCCACCCAAAGUAAGUGCAUUUUGUUGGCAAUUACUUCAUAGGAAAUUACCUACAAAAGAUAAUCUAGCAUCUCGCGGAAUUUUAACUGAUAUUGCAAGUUCUAAUUGUUGCUGGUGUGAUGCAUUUCCCGAGUCCCAUGACCACAUUUUCUUACAUUGUAACCUGGCUUACUCCUUGUGGAUUAAAUGUUACAAGUGGUGGGGAGUGCAUUAUGUUAUGAGUAAUUCGUGUAGAAUGGUUUUAGACCAACACAAAUGGACUGGAGGCAAUAAAUUAAUAGAUAGAGGGUGGAAUAUCAUUUGGUUUGCAGUGGUAUGGACUCUAUGGCUGGGAAGGAAUGACUGGAUUUUUAACAAAAAGGAGGUAAAGGCCGACUGUCUCCUUGAGCUAGUUCAAAUUCGAUCUUUCUACUGGGCUAAGAAUAUUGCCGGAAUGGACGGAUUCUCCUUGCAAGCUUGGUGCGAGAACCCAUCCAAUUGUUUAAAGACCACCAACAAAAGGAAAGACAGGGUCUGAACUAGCCUUCUUAUUGGAUUUUGUUAUGUUUUGCAUUGAUAUAGCAGGCGGCAGGAUAAUUUUGCAACCUGCUGUUUUGCUGCUCCUGUAAGAAUUGGGUUGGAAUACCCCUAGUAUUCCAAUAUUAAUAUUUCAUUCGCCUUUCAAAAAAAAAAUUUAUUGUUCUCAAUUUUCCAUAUCUCCUUAUAUUUCCUUUAGAUCUCAAGCCUUUCUUUCGAUCUUAUUCUUCUUUUCUUUUUUUUUUUUAACGAAAUGGGUUAAUAGAAACUAUUGCUUUGA